Molecule: messenger RNA, 1263 nt
Organism: Diatraea saccharalis (sugarcane borer)
Lineage: Eukaryota; Metazoa; Arthropoda; Insecta; Lepidoptera; Crambidae
Source: the annotation of a GenBank genome assembly
AUGUCCAGAGACGCGGCCUCAUCGGGCUCCGAUCGGACCGUGGACGUGAUAGACCUGGGCGCCCCGCGCGAGCUGCGCGACGCCGGCCCGCGCCCGCCGCCCGCCGCCCGCGCGCCCCGCCUCUACACGCCCAACCCCAGGCUGGUCGCCCGAGUCGAAGCCGGCGCGUUUUCCGACGACCGGUGCCGAACGCGCGACUGUACCGGCCGGCGCCGCGCCGCGUGCCCCCGCCCCCCUCCCCCCGGCGGCCGUGGCCCCCGCCCGCGCCCCCGCUGCCCCUCGCGCACACCGCGUCGCGGGCGGCCUACCGCCUGGCCGCCCGGCGCCGCGCCUCCCCCCGCGCGUCGCCCCCGCGCCCGCCCGCGUCCCCGCCCACCGCUGAGGCCGUCGCCGCGCCGCUCCCGCCACCUCGUGGUGACGCUGCCCCCGGCCGUCGCCUCCGCUAUGGACUCUAACUAUCGCCACUCCACCAGCCCCGAAGACUGCUCGGACGGCAACGACAACGACGCCGUAUCCGCUCCCAGCGAAUUCCUAGCCGAGUUCCUGUCGGCGAUAAUGCAGCGGCAGUACUCGGAAGCGCUGAAGUACUGCAGAUUGAUUCUGCAGUACGAGCCCCACAACGCCACCGCUCGGGGCUUCUACCCGCUCCUGCAGCACAAGUGGGUUGUGCGGGGGCGGCGGGGGCGGCGGGGUCGCAGCUCAGCCUCAGCGACAGCAGCGGGGCGGCGCCCCCCUCGCGCUCGUCGUCCCGCUCGCACUCGCACCCGCGCCGCCGACAUCGACAUCGCUCGCACUCUGACUCGCCCCACUCCAGACCCGUACGUAACCGAACUUAUUUUGGCACGACUGUCGCGCCAUCUGGAGGAUGGCGGCGGAUGGUCCGCGGGCUCGGAGUCGUGGGGGGGGUCGGGCGCGUCGCAGUCCUCGCUGGAGCUGGACUCCUCCAGCGGCGACCGCAGCGGCGACCGCACCGCCUCCAGCACAAGAGACAACAACGGGAACGAACCGCCGCCCCACCACGUCACCACCGAUGACCUGGAAAACGACAAUGACGUAUCGGCACCGACGACUUUUCAUCGACCAAAAUGGAAAGCCUGUGUUACUAUAUGUGCAGGAGACAUCGUCCGGCGGGGCGGCAGCGCUGAGGCGGCUGCGAGCACACUUCGCUUGCUCCAUCAAGUGAAACCCUCAGCAGCCGACGCCUUCGCUCGCACACGCAGACUUGUCCCCGACCCUACUGGCGGAUCUGCUGAUCGAGAGUGA